Echinops telfairi (small Madagascar hedgehog) is the source of this 1091-nucleotide messenger RNA. It is a transcript of the gene SECTM1, whose product is annotated as secreted and transmembrane 1. The transcript has 6 exons. NCBI's taxonomy places the organism in Eukaryota, Metazoa, Chordata, Mammalia, Afrosoricida, Tenrecidae. The record is from RefSeq and is a predicted model, not a curated record. Bases 145 to 1044 code for a protein of 299 amino acids. Gene Ontology annotation, biological process: immune response. Gene Ontology annotation, molecular function: cytokine activity.
UCGCCCUGGCGGGGAAGCCCUGGGAGCGAACACAGUCCCCUGUAGCAACACUCCACUCGGUGAGGAGCUGCAGCGCAGGAGCACCCCAACAACCAGUGAUCAGGACGAAGGAGCCAGAGGCACAUCUCCAGCCAGCCACUGGCCAUGCCGACUUCCUUAUGGGCGCCCAGCUGGCCCCUCAGCGCGUUUGGGGUGCUGCUGUUCCUGGCCGCCUUCAUGAAUGUACAGCACAGAGGUGCGGGCGCCCUUCACCCGGGAGUCAAGUCCCAGAACCUGCAGCAGUCGAGUAGAACGAGGAAGAACACUACUCAGUACUACACAGCCUGGGACCGCCCCAACUGCACUUCCGCCAGGGUGGAGGUGCCGCUGGGCUCCAGAGCCGUCGUGGACUGCCGCAUCACCACCACUUUCUCCGGAGUCUCGGUCAGGCACUGCGGCCCCGGGCAGCCCUGCCGGACGAUUUUCUCCGUGAAAACCCCCGGAAACUUCACGCACGGCUGGUGGCAGCUCCGGGUCCAGGAAAGGCAGGCCACGCUGCUGAUCACGGAGGCGCGAGCCACGCAGGCGGGGAAGUAUGAGUGGAGGCUGGAAGGGCUUCAGCUCAGCUUUAUGACCACCACGCUGAACGUCACCGACCCCCUAAUCGUGGACAGUGCCCUGGAGAGUGUCAACCCCCCACUUAAUGUGAAGGAUGGGCCCCUGACCCCUGCUGCCCAGAAGUCCCUGCAGGCGCCCCAGUACAUGGCCAUCCUUGGGGGGGUCUUGCUGCUGAUUGUGGUCUUGGGGUUGUUGUUCGGCUGCAAACAGAAAAGGCGAUGCUACACUGCCAGCUGUCCCAGUGGCCUCACCAAACUCACAGCCCUGCCCAGCCUCAGCCCCUGGGAACUGCCACAAGACCAAGAGGCCCUUCCUCGCCAGGCUGCCUGGAUCUCUGACCCCUGGGGCCCCUGCCUCAACUGCAAACACGGAAAAUACCAACACGUGUGGCUUCCGUGUCCCUCACCAAGGCAGCAAGGCUCUUGUACCCCUGACAAGGUGCAGUAAAGGCUGCCCCAGGCUCCCCACUGUGUCCGGGUGUGAACAGGAGCAGA